GAUGGAAUUUGCUACAGCACUUGUAUUUAUAUUCAUAGCCUGUGCUUGCGGUAUAGUUUGGGCCAUAUUUAAUUGGAUGGCAGUGCACAAAGUGGAAAUACAUCAUAAACAUGAAGGAUUAACUGAAUUACUAUAAGGAGCUGAAUAAGAAAAGAUUGAGACCUUGUUAGAGAUAGGAGAACACAUAUAAGAUGUAAGAAAAUAAGUUUAUGAUAGGGUGCUUAAGCAUUUUUAAGAGAAGAAUAUACAGAUUGCUCAGUAUUUUUAGCAAUAAUGGCUGCAUUAUUGAUUGUAAGUAUAUUAAAAAUAAUCUUAGUUCAUUUCACCAUGGUCAUCAUUGGCCUUUAUUUUAGGAGCAGGAACAUCAAUGCUUUGUGGUUAUUUAGGUAUGGCAAUUGCAACAGCUGCAAACUUUAGAACAGCUUUUUCAGCAAUCACAUCAUUAGCGAAUGCGUUUUAAGUAAUUAUGAAUUUAAAAAUUACAAGAUGGCCUAUAGAGGAGGAUGUGUAAUGGGAUUCUUAUUGGUUUCUAUAUCACUAGCAAUUCUCUCACUUAUCAUAAUUAUAUACAAUGCUGUUAUUGUAAAAAGUGAUGAAAACAAUUAUGAAGAUUUGGUGAGAAUGUUUGAUUAUGUUGCUGCUUAUGGAUUAGGUGGAUCUACAUUUGCCUUAUUUGGUAGAGUAGGUGGUGGAAUAUACACUAAAGCUGCAGAUGUUGGAGCUGAUUUAGUAGGAAAAGUAGAGAAGAAUUUACCUGAAGAUAGUCCCAAAGUAAUAUAUUUAUAAUUACUAUUUAUAGAAUCCAGCCACAAUUGCUGAUAAUGUUGGUGAUAAUGUUGGUGAUAUUGCAGGAAUGGGAGCUGAUUUAUUUGGAUCAUUUGCUGAAUCUACUUGUGCUGCUUUAGUUGUGUCAUCAACUCAAUUAAGAGUUUAAUCUGAUACAGGUAAUACAAUAGAAAUUGGAUAAUUGAUGUAUCCUUUAAUGGUUUCAGCAUUUGGAAUUGGAAUAUGUAUAUUAGUAUCUGCUUAUGCUGUUUACAUUUCAAAAGUAAAUCAUAUUAACAAAAUUGAAUCUACAUUGAAAUUUUAAUUGUUACUUUCAACUCUUGCUUUAUCUCCAAUUAUUAUUGGUAUUUCAUAUUGGGCUUUACCACCUGAUUUUAUUAUGAUUGCUGCUGAUGGUUCAGUCUAAUUAUCAGGUCUAAAACCAUAUCAUGCAUUCCUUUGUUCUUUAUUAGGAUUAUGGUCAGGAUUGUUAAUUGGUUAUUUUACUGAAUACAUGACUUCACAUUCUUAUAAUCCAGUAAGAGAAGUAGCCAAAUCUUGUGGUACAGGAGCAGCAACCAAUAUUAUUUAUGGAUUGGCUUUGGGAUAUCUCUCAACAAUAGUUCCAAUUAUAGCUAUUGCAGUAACUGCAUUAUUAUCAAUGAAAAUGCUUUCAUUUUAUGGAGUUGCCUUAGCUGCUUUGGGAAUGUUAUCCAAUUUGACUAUUGGAUUAGCUAUAGAUGCAUAUGGACCAAUAUCUGACAAUGCAGGUGGUAUUGCUGAAAUGAGUGAAUUGGGAGCAAAUGUUAGAGAAUCUACUGAUGCUUUAGAUGCAGCUGGUAAUACAACUGCAGCUAUUGGUAAAGGAUUUGCUAUUGGAUCAGCAGCCUUAGUAUCAUUAUCACUUUAUGGUGGAUAUUUAACAAGAAUAUAGACUUACAAAGUAGGUGAUGAAUUCCCAUUCUCUGAAGGUGCUAAAAUUGAUGAUCCUAUAAUAUUUGCUAUGUUAUUAAUUGGUGCUAUGUUACCAUAUGCAUUUUCUGCUUUUACAAUGAAAUCAGUUGGAAAAGCUGCUUUAUAAAUGGUUGAAGAAGUUCGUAGAUAAUUACAUGAACACCCUGGUAUAUAUGCAGGAACAGAGGAACCUGAUUUUAGAGCUUGUAUUGCUAUUUCAACUAAGGCAUCAUUAAAAGAGAUGAUUCCUCCUGGAUUACUUGUAAAUUAUUUGAUUUAUUUGAAUUUAGGUUAUAGUGACACCUACUGCAGUUGGAUUGUUCUUUGGACCAUAAGCAGUUGCUGGUUUAUUACCAGGAGCAUUGGUAAGUGGAGUACAAAUGGCUAUAUCUGCUUCAAACACAGGUGGUGCUUGGGAUAAUGCUAAGAAAUACAUUGAAGCUGGUUUUUAUAGAAAUGAAGCAGGAGAAGUUAAGAAGAAAGGUUCAGAUGAACAUAAAGCAGCUGUUAUAGGUAAAAUAAAUAAUUAUUUUUAGGUGAUACUGUUGGAGAUCCUCUUAAAGAUACAUCAGGACCAUCAUUGAAUAUUUUGAUUAAGUUGAUGGCCAUCCUUUCUUUGGUAUUAGCUGGAGCAUUUUGUAGAACUGGAUGGUUGUAUUAAGGAUGAUCG
Molecule: messenger RNA, 2389 nt
Organism: Paramecium pentaurelia
Lineage: Eukaryota; Ciliophora; Oligohymenophorea; Peniculida; Parameciidae
Source: the annotation of a GenBank genome assembly